Messenger RNA from Tuber aestivum (summer truffle), 246 nucleotides. The record is from the annotation of a GenBank genome assembly. Lineage: Eukaryota; Fungi; Ascomycota; Pezizomycetes; Pezizales; Tuberaceae.
AAUAAUAAUAUCAACUUAAAGUCAACGGAGCUAGUCGGAAGUUUGACGAGAUACAACCUAGAUGCUCGGGGAACAGAGUGGGCGUAUGGGUUCUCGCCCGGGAUAUUUCCGGAUACUAGCCGGGAGUUUGCCGCUAGGAUUUGUGAAGCUGUUAAGGUGACAUGGGAACCGACGAAGGAAAACACGGUUAUUGUUAACCUUCCUGCAAUGGUAGAGAUGUCUACACGAAGUCUUUAUGCCGAUCAG